AUGAAGAUGGUCGAGUGUUGCGUGCCGAAGGUGAAGGGAACCAACUUCGUCCGGAAUUUGGUACUCCUCCCAGGCCUCCGCCGGAAAGCAGGGGCCAACUUUGGCGACCUUGCAGCCACGGCUGACCCCGGGCUGGCCACUGAUCGAAUCAUUCAUGCGAUCGACGGCCUUCGCAAAGCCCAAGAUGAGGACAAGACGGGGACUAAGGGCCAGCUUAGUGCUCUCAAGGAAGGCGAAAAACUUGAUGUCUUUCUUGCCAGAGGCUGUGGCCAGCUCUCCGUCGAGCUGUGCAAGGACGUGUACGGAAAAGAAUUGUUCCACAGCAUCAAGCGCGCUGGACAUCACGCGAAGCAUUCAUUGGGACUCAUUAAAUGGCCUGUGCUCAUUACCAAUCGGGUAGCCCUCGCCGUCGCGGGUCUUUGGUGGGGAGGAUCAGAAAGCUUCACACUCCUUGCCUCUGAUUGCGUUACCGCACGUACAGAGCAGGUAGAAGCCUGGGACCCUCCGACCGAGCAUAAAAUCGAGGGUCGGGUCAAGGAACGGAUGAAGUUCCUGCAGGCUUUGCAGGAAGCCCAUGAGGAAGACGAACAUGCUGUUCCCUUCAAGUACUGCAUGGACCUCUACGAGGAGCUCUCUGCCGUCUGGUGCGAGGGGAUCCGCGAAAGGAGGAGGCAGCUGUGUGCAAAGCUGGGAACCGAGAAUCCUCGACUUGAAGACCUGAAGCUCAUCGCCCUCGCGCCAGGACCUGAUGGGAACCCCAACUUCCAAUUCCCACGGGUAUGGGACCUUAGCGGCCCCUCCGGGUACUACCAGCGCGUGAUUCUGCCUCGCCAGGACCAUGCAAUGGCUAGAUUGCUUAAUAAGCAGUUGCAUGACCAUGUCACCCGGGAUCGGCGGCCUGACCAUCGGAAGACCGCAGGUCCAGAGGACCGAGAGGGAACGAUUGGCGCACCGCCCGAUUCGGACGAAGGAAAGUCCGGAAGGGCGCCCCGUUUGGCCCUCAGGACUGAGGAUCCGAAGACGGGAGGGAUCGGGGAUAAGGCAUAUCCUGCUGGGAAGCGUCUCACCCCCACCGAGGUGAAGAGGUCUAUCACGCAUGCUGCGGUUUGUCAGAAGUACAACGCUUCGCAUCGCCUGCUGACGUUUCUUCUCGCAAGCACAGCUGCGGACUCCCCGGCUCCCUGCCAAGCCUCAACUUACGAGGCCUCUGGGAAAAAGCACCUCCUCUUGGAAAUGCUUUUCAAUCGUGCAGCCGCACCUGCAACCGUCAAGCAUAUCCAAAAAUGA
Symbiodinium sp. CCMP2456 is the source of this 1287-nucleotide messenger RNA. The record is from the annotation of a GenBank genome assembly. NCBI's taxonomy places the organism in Eukaryota, Dinophyceae, Suessiales, Symbiodiniaceae.